Amyelois transitella is the source of this 606-nucleotide messenger RNA. It is a transcript of the gene RpII15, whose product is annotated as DNA-directed RNA polymerase II subunit RPB9. Bases 170 to 550 code for a protein of 126 amino acids. The transcript has a single exon. Gene Ontology annotation, biological process: transcription initiation at RNA polymerase II promoter; maintenance of transcriptional fidelity during transcription elongation by RNA polymerase II; DNA-templated transcription. Gene Ontology annotation, cellular component: RNA polymerase II, core complex. The record is from RefSeq and is a predicted model, not a curated record. Gene Ontology annotation, molecular function: nucleic acid binding; zinc ion binding; DNA-directed RNA polymerase activity. Lineage: Eukaryota; Metazoa; Arthropoda; Insecta; Lepidoptera; Pyralidae.
UCUGUGAUGGAGGUUUCAGCGCUGAUUGCAAGCUGUUUGUUUUGUCGAGCGAGUUGGGCGCAGAGGUUGGGCGGUAUAGGAGAAACGUAUCAGCAAAAUCAUUGUUCUAGUAAUUUUUUAUCGUACCUAUUUUAUAUCAGUUUUAUAUUUAUACCGUUCGAGCGUCGGAAUGACCCUCAACCUAGGUAGAAAGGACGGCGGUCCGGGCUAUGUUGGCAUCCAAUUUUGCCUAGAAUGCAACAACAUGUUAUACCCGCGCGAAGAUAAAAACAACAAAGUUUUAUUAUACGCUUGCCGAAACUGUGACUACAAGCAGCUGGCUGAUUCAAAUUGUGUUUAUGUGAACAAAAUUAUGCACGAAGUAGAUGAACUGACACAUAUAAACCCAGACGUCGUGAGUGAUCCCACAUUGCCGCGCACCAAGGAUCACAUGUGUCCCAAAUGCAGCCACAGAGAAGCAGUGUUCUUCCAGGGCCAAACAAGACGUGCCGAAGAAGAGAUGAGACUAUAUUAUGUGUGUACCAGUUGUAAGCAUAGAUGGACUGAGUAAGAGUUUGCAUUAAUAUUAUUAUAAUAAUUCUUAAGAACAAUAAAUUUUAUAAUUAA